CUGCCAAAAAUACAGUCUUCUCUCCCCCCAUUAAAAUUCCACUUGCCCCAAGUGUAAACCAUUAUUCAACGGAAAGGCUCUCCUCCCACCUCCCCCCUCUCUCUUCGCUCUCCGACCCGUUUCUUGAUCAUCUUGAUCUGCUCCGAGCCUCGAAAAUGACGACAUCAAAGCGCUUUGCCGAAAGGAAGGUUGCCAAAUUUCAGAAGAACAUCACAAGGAGGGGAUCGGUCCCCGAAACCUCAUCCAAGAAAGGAAAUGAUCUCCCAGUCGGGCGAAUUGUCCUCGGCUUCUUUGUCUUCGUGGUUGUUGGAUCAUCUCUGUUUCAGAUAAUCAGGACAGCUACAAGUAAGGGAAUGGCUUAAGGGCUAGCAUUAGUAGCAGAAAACUGGAGACAACAGGAUGUGAUUGAGUUUCAUGUAUUUUCUUAAUAUAUUAAGAGGAAAAGAUAAUGGUUUCUAGGCUGAAACCAUUUCAUGACAAUGUGUAAUGUCUAGCUAUAUAAAAUGGAUCUCGUGCCUUUGUUGUGAAAA
Messenger RNA from Eucalyptus grandis, 530 nucleotides. Its product is annotated as probable stress-associated endoplasmic reticulum protein. NCBI's taxonomy places the organism in Eukaryota, Viridiplantae, Streptophyta, Magnoliopsida, Myrtales, Myrtaceae. Gene Ontology annotation, cellular component: endoplasmic reticulum. The record is from RefSeq and is a predicted model, not a curated record. Bases 156 to 362 code for a protein of 68 amino acids. The transcript has 3 exons. Gene Ontology annotation, biological process: endoplasmic reticulum unfolded protein response.